AUCAAUUUAUUAUUCAUCUUUUCAAAGCUUUUUAUAUUAUUUUAAAUAACUAAAAUAUCACCCCAGAAAGGAAAAGUGAAAAUCGAGGCUAAAAAAAAUAAUUAUUAUGCUUUAUAAAGCAAACCAUGUGGCUCAGUUCAGGACAUUAACAUAUGGCACAAUCACUCAUCUUCAUGUGACUUUUUCUUUUUUCUCUCAGUCAUUCUUGUUGUGAAUCAAACCAUCUCAUCUGCAAAUGUCUCCUCCCUCUCCCCGCAUCUUUCUUCUGGUUUUCUUGCUUGUUACUACUUCAUUUGUCUCGCAGAUCUGCUCGGCAGCCGAUGAGGUAGAUCCAAACCUACGGUUUGAGAACCCAAGGCUUCGUGAAGCCUACAUUGCUUUGCAAGCUUGGAAGUCUGCCAUAUUUUCGGACCCCUUUAACUUCACUGCCAACUGGAAUGGCUCUGAUGUUUGCUCGUAUAUGGGAAUCUACUGUGCUCCCUCUCCUUCCAACCCCAAAAUCAGAGUGGUUGCCGGCAUUGACCUUAAUCAUGCCGACAUUGCUGGUUAUCUUCCUCCAGAGCUUGGCCGCCUCACUGAUCUUGCACUCUUUCACCUCAACUCCAACCGUUUUUGUGGUGUUGUCCCAACCAGCUUCCGCCGCAUGAAGCUGCUUCAUGAGCUUGACUUGAGCAACAAUCGUUUUGUAGGCAAGUUCCCUAAUGUGGUUCUCUCCCUUCCUUCUCUCAAGUACUUGGAUCUUCGGUUCAAUGAGUUUGAAGGAUCGGUCCCAUCCAAGCUUUUCGACAAGGAACUUGAUGCGCUUUUCUUAAACGACAACUGGUUCAGAUUUGGUAUUCCUGAGAACCUUGGCAACUCUCCCGUUUCGGUACUGGUCUUCGCCAACAACGAUCUUGGAGGUUGCAUUCCUGCAAGCAUAGGGAAGAUGGGCAAAACGCUGAAUGAAAUCAUCCUCAUGAACGACAACCUUACUGGAUGUUUGCCUCCACAGAUCGGGAUGCUCAAGGAGCUUACUGUCUUCGAUGUCAGCUUUAAUCAUCUCCAGGGAUCUUUGCCAUCCACUAUUGGCAACAUGAAGAGCUUAGAGCAGCUGGAUGUUGCCCACAAUGGCUUCACCGGUGUGAUUCCGUCCACUGUGUGCCAGCUUUCCAGCUUGCAAAACUUUACCUACUCUUUCAAUUAUUUCACCGGAGGACCACCCAGCUGCCCUGCAAUAUCUGGGGCAGAGGUCGCAAAUGGUACCACGAACUGUAUUCCUGGCAAGAAGGAUCAGAGAUCUUCCAUGGAAUGCUCUUCCGAUGCUGCUCGCCCUGUGGACUGCAGCAAGUUCAAAUGUAAUGGUGGUGGAAGUGCCGGCGGCGGAGGAGGAGGAGGCGGUGGUGGUGGAAACUCUCCAUCGCCGAAAAGGAGGCAUACUCCUAGGCCUCCAACGCCGCGUCAAUCCAGUUCACCAAAGUCCUUUACGAAAUCCCCUCCACCACCUUCUUCAAAGUCUUCGCCUUCCACUAGAUCACAUCCUCCACCACCACCGUCAUCCCACUCUUCACCAAUGCCUCCUUUCCAUUCCCCACCGUCGCCACCACCACCGAAUUACUCUCACUCUUUAACUCCACCACCCCCGACUCAAAGAGUGUCACCAAAGACGCAUCUUCCACCGCCACCUCCGCCUGUUCACUACGAGCCCAUACAAUCUCCACCUCCACCACCAAUGGUACAACCACCUGCACCAGCCCCAUCAGGCCAUUACUAUAGUGCACCACCACCACCAAACCGUUACUCCAACGCCCCACCACCAAGCCAUUACCACAAUACACCACCCUCACCACCAAUGGAGCAACCACCUCGAACUCCAUCAGGCCAUUACUAUAAUAAUCCACCACCACCAACAAAGAAUAUAUCACCAAGUACCCAUUAUGCACCACCUCCUCCCCCAUCUGUUCAUUAUGUUCCCACGCCUAGUCAUUCAUCGCCUCCACCGCCGCCACCUCAAGUUCAGUAUUUUCCACCCCCUUAUCCGUCAAGAGGGCAGCAAGCAAGUCCACCUCCACCACCAUCUCAUGAGCAUACGGGGACUCAAUCUCCACCUCCACCAGCAGAGUAUCAUCCACCUCCCAAGGAGUCAUGUCAUCCUAUCCCUCCUCCACCCCCACCAGAAUGCACAACUCCCGUACCAGCACCACCACCGCCAAGCCAACAUUCAACCCCAUCACCAUAUGCACCAGCACCUGGUCAUCACUAUUCAAAACCAUCCCCACCUCCUAAACAACAAUGGCAUUAUCCACCAUCCCCACAACAUCAAAACCCUUCUCCCCCACCCCCACCCCCGCCAACCCACUAUGCGUAUACAUUCCCACCGCCACCACCAUCUCCUUCUCCACCGCCACCCUCAUUUGAAAAUACGCCACUCCCACCAAUUAGAGGAGUAUCAUACGCAUCUCCUCCUCCGCCAGUUAUUCCCUACUACUAAAGAACUGCUUUUGCACGACAUUGAGUUGUAGUUCAAAAUCUUCAGGUGCAACCAUGAUGGCAUGUUAACCUGCGUGUUGUUUCUUCAGCUUUUUUGAGAACUAUUUUUUCCCCUAAAUAUAUAAUAACUUAAUAUUUUAUUUGUAUUGUCUUUUUUAUUUCCUUUGUAUUGUUCUGCUAAUAUAUAUGGUAAUGUAUACAGGUAAUGAUUUGAAUAAUUUGUAGACACAACAUUACAUUUUUCUUCGCCA
Gossypium raimondii (Peruvian cotton) is the source of this 2717-nucleotide messenger RNA. RefSeq names its product leucine-rich repeat extensin-like protein 2. The coding region runs from base 236 to 2467 and encodes 743 amino acids. The transcript has a single exon. The record is from RefSeq and is a predicted model, not a curated record. Lineage: Eukaryota; Viridiplantae; Streptophyta; Magnoliopsida; Malvales; Malvaceae. Gene Ontology annotation, molecular function: protein binding.